Hemibagrus wyckioides is the source of this 2817-nucleotide messenger RNA. RefSeq names its product serine/threonine-protein kinase SIK2-like. Gene Ontology annotation, molecular function: ATP binding; tau-protein kinase activity; protein serine/threonine kinase activity. NCBI's taxonomy places the organism in Eukaryota, Metazoa, Chordata, Actinopteri, Siluriformes, Bagridae. Gene Ontology annotation, cellular component: cytoplasm. Gene Ontology annotation, biological process: intracellular signal transduction; protein phosphorylation; microtubule cytoskeleton organization. The transcript has 12 exons. The record is from RefSeq and is a predicted model, not a curated record. The coding region runs from base 262 to 2358 and encodes 698 amino acids.
GUCAGGGAGUGAGGGAGUCGGACCGCUUAUGGUGAAUUAAGAUUGACCCGAGACUACUGAGAGGACUGUGUGCAGCGGUAUCCAGAGCGAGCAAGAGAAGUGAUUUAUUUAAAAAACUUCUUAUAAAGAAACAAAUGGCGUGGAUGAGGAGCAAAGGACUGAGUACAGGAAUUUUUUAACUCAGAGGAAAGCAGCAGCUUACAAGUUACAGAUGGAGAGCUUCAACAUCUUACAGUCCACAAGCAGUUAACAACACUAACAAUGGUGGUGUUGUCAGAGGAUGCACCAGACGCAAUGAACCCGAUUGGUAAACCUCUCCAGGUUGGCUUCUAUGAGAUCAUCCGUACACUGGGGAAAGGAAACUUUGCUGUGGUGAAGCUGGCACGACACAAAGUCACUAAAACACAGGUGGCCAUUAAAAUCAUCGACAAAACCCGUCUGAAUGCAUCAGACUUGGAAAAACUCAACAGAGAAGUCAAAAUCAUGAAGCUUCUCAAGCAUCCACACAUCAUCAGACUCUACCAGGUUAUGGAAACCAUGAACAUGUUGUACAUUGUAACAGAGUAUGCUAAUAACGGGGAGAUGUUCGAUUAUCUUGCAUGCAACGGUCACCUGAGUGAGGAAGAAGCUCGCAAGAAAUUCUGGCAAAUUCUCUCUGCUGUAGAGUACUGCCACAGAUGUCACAUUGUACAUAGAGACCUUAAAGCUGAAAAUCUACUACUGGAUAGCAACAUGAACAUCAAGCUCGCAGACUUUGGUUUUGGAAAUUUCUUUGUACCUGGAAAGCCUCUGAAUACCUGGUGUGGAAGUCCACCUUAUGCAGCACCGGAGAUCUUCCAGGGAAAUGAAUAUGAAGGACCACAGCAAGACAUAUGGAGUCUAGGUGUGGUUCUUUAUGUGCUGGUGUGUGGAUCGCUGCCAUUCGAAGCUGCCUCACUUCCAGCCCUGAAACAGCGUGUCAUAGAGGGACGUUUUAGGAUUCCUUACUUCAUGUCACAGGGUUGUGAGAACCUGAUACGGAGGAUGCUGGUGGUGGAUCCGGCCAAACGUAUCAGUCUGGCUCAAAUCAAGCAGCACUGCUGGAUGAAAGCUGUACCGAUAACAGUGUGCCAGACUUUAUUUAACCCUCCUGAGCCGGAGAGGCACUGCCAGGCAAAGGGUUACAAUGAGCAAGUGCUCAGUCUCAUGCAGACGCUGGGCAUUGACAAGCGGAGGACCGUUGAAUCUUUACAGAAUGACAGCUACAACCACUUUGCUGCCAUUUACUGGCUCUUGCUCGAGAGACUGAACGAACAAGAGCAAAUCAAAAAAGUCCCAGAUUGGUCUAAAAGGCUUUGUUAUAAUCUACCAGUUUUGGGAGAUGCAAAUCCACCAAUGUUAGAGGACAGAAACUCUUCCUCUCCUAGCAACUUAAUGGAUGCUGGAUUAAGUGGUGGGGUACGAGUUAAAAACAUGGAUGAGGAGGAAAAGCAGUUACCUCUUGAUUAUACAACUGGACACAGGAGCACAAUACACAGACCCAUUGACUCUGAAGUGUCAUCCUUUAAAAGCUGGUGUCACCCACCAAGUAUUGUGGUGGAUCUAGUGGACAGUGCCACUGUAGACAGCUCUUACACCUCUUCCUUCACUACCUCCAGCUCCUCAUUUACUUGCCCCGGUGCUCUUUUAGACCCACAACACUAUAUAAACCAAGAUCUGGGACAGUAUCCAUUUUCACUGAAAUCAGAAAGAAAUCCUCUCACUCAUUCUUCCGUCUUGCGGUGCCAGACCAGUCUGCAAAUUCCUAAUUUCCAGGAGGGUAGAAGAGCCUCGGAUACCUCACUGCCACAAGGUCAAUGGGCUUUUCAGGAGCAUUUGAGCAAAAAUGUUCACACAACAGGCCAGUUUGGUCUGAAUAAAGCUCCUGCGCAGUACACAUGGCCUCCAAUGCCUAACCUAGAACACACUAAUAAACCUCCAACACAUUCAUGGGGGAGUUUUCAUGGCCAGACUGCAGGCCUUCAGCACCAUCAGUGGACAUCUAACAUUCAUUGUUAUUAUCCCCAUCUACUACAAAAACCUUCUCCUCAUACUGGGGUUAUCCAGAAUCACUCCAUCCGCCCAGCACUACACUCUGAGAGUCACUUAACUUCUUUAUCCGCUUCAGGUUACCGCAAAUUCCGCCACAACCCUUUAUCCCUCCUUCACACACCUCAGUGUCUGCAUUGUCCUCGCCAAGGUCCACCGACUCACUCUUCUCUCGCUCAUCUGCCAGCAACCUACUCGUGCUCCACUUCUAGCUGUUCUUCCACAAACAUGUUGGAUUCCACCACACUGCUCCUGGAGGCACAACUGCAAAUAAAACCAAGCUCACGCUGAUGUUUUUUAGUAGUAACGGAGGUUCCACUGUACCUGGUCAUCAGUUUUGAUUUGACAGUAAUGUAGCAACAGAUGCAACAAAGGCAUAAAUAAAUCACUCUGGAUAAGAGAAUCUGCAAAAUGAUGUAACAUGUCAAUGUAAAAUGAAUUCAUCAUUGAGUUACUGAAAUAACAAGAACAAAUGACACUCGUUCUCUAUGCACUAAAAUGUAUAUAAUCACUAUAAAAUGCUAAUGUAGAGGCAAAAACAUCCAGUAUUAUCCAAGGCCCUUUACUGAGUGUACUUUCUGACAUAUUUUAAUAAGCAAUAAUUACUCUUUCAAUGUUCCUUGUCUUGAGUCAUCACAUUGCGAUCACACUGUGUGUUUUGUAUUGUGUAUAAUCUGUAUUUAUUCAUCCUGUGCAUGUUACUCUUGAUAUUCUUAUGCCAAAGAAGUAUUUAUUCAGUCAUUAUAAAUA